This is a messenger RNA of Symbiodinium necroappetens, 5269 nucleotides long. The record is from the annotation of a GenBank genome assembly. NCBI's taxonomy places the organism in Eukaryota, Dinophyceae, Suessiales, Symbiodiniaceae.
GUGGGAUAAGAAGAGUUGCGGUGGCUUCACGGCGGCUGGGAAUGCCUCGUCAAUGAUUUGUGGCGAGAUUUCCCACGUGUUGGACUUCCGCGGAAAUUCCCUCUGUGUUGACACUGCUUGUGCUUCCGGGCUCUCAGCACUGGCGCUAGCCAAAGACGAAGUAAGUCUCGGACGGGCUGAAGGUGCCGUUGCCGCUGGAGUGAAUGCCAUCCUCAGUUGGAAGACGUCUUCUGCCCUGGUGCAGGGCCGAGGCGAAUUGAAGGUUCAAUGGAACAUGCUUCGCUGUCACGGGGGCCAUCUCAUUCUUCCAGAAGCGGAGCUCCAGCAAUGGGCAGCGAGGAUGAUCUCUGAACGUUGUCGGAGCUUCGACCAGCGAGCGAACGGCUACGGUAGGGCCGAAGGAGUGGUGGCGGUUGCCAUCAAGGAAGCCGGGACAGCAGGCUGUGCCUUUGCGAAGAUUCUGGGAAUCUGCGCGAACAACGACGGCAGAUCCGUCACCCCUAUCACACGACCAUCCACCGAGCAGCAACAAAGCUGCAUGAGAGAUGUUUCUGAACAAGUGAAGCAGGCUCUCGCGGCAGUGGAGUGUCACGGGACUGGGACGAAGGCUGGUGACCCCGUCGAGGUCUCAUCUGUCACGCAGGUUUUCUGGCAGUCUGGCAGCCCCAGCCUACCCAUCGGAGCUAUCAAAGCCAACGUGAACCACACUGAGUCAGCGGCUGGCCUGGUAUCGCUCCUGAAAUGCUGCCAUGUGCUUGCGUGUCGGGGCAUGUUUGGCCACGGUGGAGGCUUUUGGCAGCCCCAAUCAAGCAUUGAUGUUGGGCCGCUCUCGCUGAGCACAGAAUUCCAGCAGAUCGAAUCCAGGCCUGUGGGCGUAAACUGCUUCGGCUUCAGCGGAACCAAUGUUCAUGCACAGCUUGGCCCGGCCAGUGAGGGCAGCAUGGCUGGUGAGGUGAUGUGUCGCGACCAGGUCCUUAUCAUCUCAGGCAAAACGGCGGAGGCGAUGAGCCGGCAGCAAGAGAAGCUGAGCAGCGUGCUGCAGAAUGAAAAGCUGUCCCCGACGGAUGUGCAGCAACUGGCAAAGCAAGCGGCACGACAAGAAGUGCACAAGCACCGCAAGGUGUUGCUUGUCUCAGAAUCAGAGGACCCGAAGGGUCUGGUUGAAGUCGAGACGUCGAAGGAUGCUGAGGUUCCCCUGAUAGCCCUUGUCAUUCCCGGGAACGGCUGCCAGGUUCCAGGGCUUUUCCAGGACUUGAAGGCUGCUUUCCAGUGCCGCGGUAAACACGUGGACUGGGAUGCCCUCGUGUCAGGCGAGGAUCUUCCAAAGGAGAUCUUCAACCAGCAGGUUAUGCUCUUUGCUUUCUCGAUCCUCGCUUCAAGCUUGGUGUCGCAUGCCGGCCUGGAACCCUAUGCAGUGAUCGGCCACAGCGCUGGCGAAUUGCCGGGUGCCUUUUUGGCAGGCGCUUUUGACCUGCAAGCAUCUGUGGACCUCCUGCUUGCGAAGAUCGGGAGUUUGCACGCACCAGAAGGCACCAUGGCGGUUGUUCAGGGCGUGGACGUCCAAACUGUCAGAGAAGCCCUCGAAGAGUUUAACACGUCCGUACCGCCCCGUGAGCAAGUUCACGUGGCGGCCGAGAACAGCAGCCAGUGCUGCACAGUAUCCGGGCUCCAGGAUUCUCUCAAGAAGGUGAAGGCAGAGCUGGAUAUCAAGAAGUGGAUUGACUUGCAGCUUCCAAUGGCCUAUCACCAUGAAGAGCUCUGCAAGCCUGCAGCUGAGUUCUUUGAGAUGGCUUGCAAGCUUGAGCCUCGAGCAGAGCAGGCAAGAUGCCGCUUCUUCUCCACUGUGGAAGGGCGGGAGGUCCGGAUUAGCGACCUCACGGUCGAGUAUUGGAAGCGUCACACUCUCCAGAGUGUGCAAUUCGCGAGCGCUGUUCGCACGCUGUUGCAGCGUGAGCAAGGCCGUCGCAUCAUCUUCCUGGAGCUGAAGAGCCAGAAUGCCCGCCACAUCAUGAACAUUGCGACAGAGACCGGGAGGGCAGGAUCGGUGAAGGUCGAGUCCUUGACAGGGAAGAAGUCCUGUGCUACGAUGCUUGGCAUCCAGAAAGCUUUGGCGGGGAUCUGGGAGCAAGGAGAGCUCCUCAGCAUCGACCUCGAUUGGCAGCAGCUCCUCCCGAGAGAAGUUCCUGGCUGCCAGCUCGGCCUGGCACACAUCCUGGCUGUGCAGUUCGACAGGCGUCCGGGCUGGGAAGCGAGAGGCGGCACGGAGAAGGAGGCCUUGAGCCAGGAAUGCGCGAAUGAGUCUGAUAGCCAGGACGAUGCCAGCAGCUCGGAGACUUCCACCAGAAUCUUGGCAUCUUCAGUGAAGUUUCCGAUCAGCGAGCGAGGGACAUUCUUCCGGCUCCUCACUGGGGGCUGCGGAGUUGCAAAUGUCGUUGGCCACGUGGAUGUGACGCACGUGCAUCUCACUGCGGAUAUUCCAAUCCUCAGGCAGCACCAGCGCAAUGGCAAAAAGCUGGUCCCGGGAGCACUCUUGAUGGAGACGGUCCUUCAGAGCAAAGACUACCGCUUCCCUACCUUGUCAAACUUUCGCUUCCAGCAUCCUGCCGGAGAAGGGGCCGUCAGCAUUCGGGUGCUGCCAGACGGGCAUGCCACCAUCAAGAGUCAGGAUGGCCAGCUGCACUUUGCGGAAGGCUUCCUUGAGGAGCAGCGCCUUCAGUCUGCAGAUUGGCGCAAGAUCUCGGAGCAGCUCUCAGCUUCCACUGGAGGAAUCCGUGGGUGGUUCCACAAGCAGACGACGGUCACCGCUUCGGAGUUGCUUCGUUUGUUGGCGCGGGCAGGCUUGCAAUAUGGGCACGACCUGGCGAUCGAGGGCGAUGUGACAGUGAGUUCGGCCAACAGGUCGCAGCCUUGCUUCGCCCUCGGCUGCGUCAAAAGCGCAGAGGCGCUCCGCACAGGCGCCUUGCACACUGGCGGUGGCGGGGCCGUUCUGCUGGACCAGGCGUUGCAGGUGAGCUUGGGGCUGUGCCUGUGGCGACUUCCUGAAGAUGUGCGGGCAAAGGGGGCGGUCCCGACGAUGGUCGAACGGCUCACGGUCUUUAACAAGGUUGCACAUAUAGAGCUCGCAGCCCAUCUGCCGGAAGUGAUGCUCGAUCUCUUCGAGAACAGCCCUUCUUUACGAAUUGUCAUCAAAGCGCAGCCUGACUUUUGCUCGGCCAUUUGCGCAAGUUUUGCCCUCGAGACACUGGAUGGCACGACUGUGGUCGAGGCCAUGAAUUGUUGGGCCAAGCUGCUGUCAUCGAAGGCCGAACCAAUCCAUGAGCUGCUCUGGAACAUUUCAGAGACUCCGCUGAAGCUCAGUCCCACUCCCGGCAUCGAAAAGAACCCGGGGCACGUGGUCUUUUUUCACGUGGGGCUCAUGUGUUCAGCCAAGGCUGAGAGAAGCAUCUUGCCAAAUUUGCUGGAGAUAGACGCCUUCAAGGAUGCGGAGGUCACGCUCAUCGGGCACGAGCGCCGCAGUGUUCCUUCCAGCUUGUCGCUCUCGGCAAUCUCCGCAUUCGACGCAUUGACCAUCGUGUAUGAGUGGACAAGCUCCGAUGCUGGGGAGACCGAAGCAUCCGCUCUCCAGGGGCUUCGAAGGUUCAGGGAAGUCAUGUGCUGGUGUGCGCACCGCCGAGAGGCCAGGCGGCUCCGAGUGGUGGUGCUUACGACGCAGAGCCCACAGUUCGGGGGCUCUGCGGAGCCUGGACCUGGGAUGUACACGGCCAUGUGCAAAUGCCUGGUCAACGAAGAGGUCCCAGGCCCGGCUCUUCCACUUUUCCUCUCACCUCUGCCUUCCCCUGACCCUUUUGUCGCCUCCAAGCAGGACGUGGACGCCUCCAUUCGGUCGAAAUGGCCGACCAAACAGCUUCCAGCAUUUCUCAGCUGGGAAGGGUCAUUCUCCAUCCUCCUGCUGACUGCGCCGAACUACUGCGUGGUGCGGCGGCUCGAGUUGCUUCGGCAGCCCCUCAGCUAUGAUGGCCUCAUCGCAGGCAAGCGUCCACCCGUCAGUUCCGACGGCAUCUACCUCGUGGUCGGUGGAGCUCGCACAAUCGGAUUGUCGGCCCUCGUCGUGGAAGUGCUCGCAAGCAUGGGCGCGGGGACAGUUGUCGUCAUCGGUCGCAGAAGUGCGGAUGGAGACUUCGAUGCCUUUGCGAGGCGCUUCAAAGGGACCAAGGUCCAGGCAGUCGCAGCUGACAUCACCAACACAGAGGAACUGCUCAAGGCUUCUUGGCAGGCUCUGAAUCGCAUUGGCGUGAACGGCAGCCGGGUGAAAGGCAUCUUGCACGGCGCUGCUUGCUUCGACGGGGACAAGAUGUUCCGCAACGUCUCAGACGAGGACUUCGAUGCCACCAUGCGUCCGAAGGUGCCAGGAAGCCUGGCCCUGCUGGAAGCAGCAAGAAAAGCGUUCGGAUUCCUGGAGUUCUUCACCUUCCUCAGCUCCGUGGUGGUCUCACUGGGGAACUAUGGUCAAGUGGCCUAUGCAGGUGCUAACGGCUUCCAAAACGACCUGGGAGCACACUGGUCAGCGAAGGUGGGCCACAGCGAAUUUGGGCACUGCAAGUUCCAGGUGAUCAACUUCACAGUGUUGGAUGAGGUGGGCGUCAUGAACGGCAAUGCUCACCUGCAGCAACAGUUGGCCGAAACCCGGGGCUUUCCUGCCAUCAACAAAGCCACCAUCAUGCAGAUGCUGCAGGUCGUCCUGUGCUCCGACUUGCGAAUGGUGACGGUGGCAACCUUUGACCGGCACCAGCUACCCACCCUCGCGCUCGCCAGCAAUCCUUUUGUGGCUUCCAGAUUCCACACCGUCAUGCGCCACUUCGGCAUCCCGGAACCGCAGGUCGCUGAGAGUGAGGCAGACACCCCACCCACCCCACCCCGACCAUCGCAGGCUCUUCCCACCCCAUCGGCCAAUUCCCCGUCGCCCGCAAGCGAGAUUGAGUUGCCUGUCCAGACGCGAUUCGUUGACCAGAUACGGCGUGCAUUUACGCCCGCUUCGCACAAAGAAGCACCGGCACGGUUGCGCCCACGCGACAAGCUGCUGGAGAAGCUUGUGAACAUCAUGGCUGUCGCACAGCUCGACGAGUCGCGGCCUCUCCAAUAUCAAGGGGUCGACUCCAUGAUUGCGAUCGAGUUGCAGCAGAAGCUGAGGCUCUCAGGCAUAGAGGUAUCCCUUGACGACCUUCAGUCUGAGGAGCCCCUUGCAGAUCUCUUGGCAAGAAUGCAACGCUAG